Messenger RNA from Setaria italica (foxtail millet), 719 nucleotides. RefSeq lists its product as uncharacterized. Gene Ontology annotation, cellular component: mitochondrial large ribosomal subunit. Gene Ontology annotation, biological process: translation. The record is from RefSeq and is a predicted model, not a curated record. The transcript has 4 exons. Bases 30 to 485 code for a protein of 151 amino acids. Gene Ontology annotation, molecular function: structural constituent of ribosome. NCBI's taxonomy places the organism in Eukaryota, Viridiplantae, Streptophyta, Magnoliopsida, Poales, Poaceae.
GGGCUGCGUUGGGCCUUGCGGGCUAUCGGAUGCCUGACUUCCCCAAUCCCGGCGGCAAAACCCUACCACGCGACAGCACCGUCUCCGGCCGCCGCCGCCGCCUCCCGACGUCGCGCCGCCCUCGCGUGAUCCGGAACCUGCGUGGUCGGCGGUUGGUUGCUCGCUGGAGGCGGUCUUGCAGGAUGCCGCUGGGGCUGGUGCUGGGCUCGCUGGGGCGGGCGAUGCGGCGGAAGCGGUUGUCUUCGCUCGACAUCCUUUCCUCCAAGCGGGCGCCAAGGGAUUACUACAAGGGCAAGAACUGCAAGCCCACCGGGUUCCACACACGCAAAGGUGGAUAUGUUAUUGUUGAUGAAAAGUUGCCAAGAUUUGUGGUCCCUGACUUGACUGAUUUCAAGCUGAAGCCAUAUGUGUCACAAAGCGCCAGGGACCUCACAGCAUCCACCGCAUCCUCUACUUCAGCAGAAACUACUGAAAACAAGAGCUGAUCUUUAUGCAACUUCUUUAGUCUUUGCCCAUGUUUUGCAAGAAGGCAGUAAAACUUUGCAGUUAUGUCCUCCUAGAGAGUGCCCAUGUUCCAGACGAUGUAGCAUCAGCAUCCUAGCUACAUAUAGACAUUUCAGAUAGCUUUCUUGUAAAGGAAAACCUUAUGGUGCAGCAUAAAUUACCUCAGAAGUUUUCUGGUCUUACAAUAGAGUGUUCAUUGUCACUGUUUUAAUUCA